Messenger RNA from Oryzias melastigma (Indian medaka), 3728 nucleotides. It is a transcript of the gene parp10, whose product is annotated as poly(ADP-ribose) polymerase family member 10. Gene Ontology annotation, molecular function: transcription corepressor activity; NAD+ poly-ADP-ribosyltransferase activity. Gene Ontology annotation, cellular component: nucleus; cytoplasm. The coding region runs from base 16 to 3672 and encodes 1218 amino acids. The transcript is spliced from 11 exons. The record is from RefSeq and is a predicted model, not a curated record. NCBI's taxonomy places the organism in Eukaryota, Metazoa, Chordata, Actinopteri, Beloniformes, Adrianichthyidae. Gene Ontology annotation, biological process: negative regulation of gene expression.
CGGAGGGAUACACUGAUGACGUCACCGGAAGAAUCACAAGUAGCUCUAAGCGGCGCCGACACACAUAGAGCCGAUGUUUACCUUAUAAUUCAGUUUUGUGCGUUUCUGUUUGAAGUCCAUCUCAUUGUGUGUUUGACUGGCUUGCCUGGUGUCAGGAUGUCCACUGAAAGUGAGGAGGAGAGGAGCGUGGAGGUGCUGGCUCUGUCUGAAGAAGUGGACGAGGAGCUGCUGUGUCUCUACUUUGAGAACAAGCGGCGUUCUGGUGGCGGUCCCCUUGAGUUGCAAAGGAAAGAUGGUCGCACCGUGCUGGUGUUUGAGGAGGCACAGGCUGCAGACAGGGUUCUGUCCAAAGGACCCCACGUUGUUCACAAUGUGAAGCUGCAGGUGCGAAGGCCCCCCGCCAAAGACCCGUGCAGGCUGCUGCUGCGAGGGCUCAACCCCAACACCAGCAUAGAGAUGGUGGAGCUGUACGUGGAGAACAUGAUAGACCUGAAUGUGGGGGAGUACACCCUGUUUCCUUCCCCGGGGAGGGACGUCCUCCUCAUCCAUCUCAGCCAGCCCAUCUCCAAAGAAUUCCAGGCUCUAAGCUCACAGAUCUCCAAACGAAAACUGGACGGGGCCGUGGUUUGUAUUGAGCAGCUGAGUCGGACGGACUCUGUGUUGGUGGAAAACCUGCAGCCCGGCACCAACCAGGACCUGCUGACCUUGUACUUUGAGAGUGAGCGAGGUGGGGGUCAGAGGGUGAAGGACGUCAGAAUGCUGUCAGCAGCUACAGCAAAGGUGUCCUUUGUGAACUUUGAGUCUGUGGACCUCGUCCUGGAUCGCCAGCACAAACUGGAAAACACUGAGCUUGCACUGAGGGCCUACUUUGACUUUCUCCAGCCUCCAGAGAGUUUAACCCCACGUGACUCUGAAACCGAACAGCAGGAUGACACAACGAGGAGAUCACAAAACCACAUUCAAAUGCAGGCCAGUUCCCCUCUAGCUAAUGGAGACGGCUCUUCCCGAGCCAAACCUUCAGCUGCAGGAGCACGGCACACCUCCAAGGCGGGAGCAUCAGAAGAAAGCAUGGACGUCCAGAGUGAGGAAGCAGAAACACUCCAGUUCCAUGUGGCCAUCCCAGAUCCAGCCAAGCAGGCUGUGUUUGUCUGCAGCACUUUUCAGAAGGACCUCCAGAAGGCCAAUCCAGGCGUGGACGUUCAGGUUAAAGAUGACGGAGUCCUCAUUGCAGGAGCUGACAGACUUCAGCUGGAGCAGCUGAGGCAGACGCUGCUGGACUUUCUUAAUGCUAUGCAGGAAACUCGCUUCUCUGUUGCUCCUGAGGAGGCCGAGUUCUUCUCCAGAAAAGACGUUGAGGAAUAUCUGCUCACAGCCUUGAGGGGGAGCGGCACGCCCGCUGUCUACACGGUGUUAGGCCCUGCCCUGAUUGUGACGGCGCUGUCUGCAGACGCGGCCGCCACAGUUUGCAGCUUUCUAAAGUCCCAGGUGAAAUGCGUCAGCAUCCCUGUGAACGCGGAACAGGAGUGCAUGCUGCACCUGAGGGAGUGGUUGGAGCUGCUGCAGACUCUGAGCUUCACCUCCGCUAAGAUGUCCGACAGAGGAGGACAGCUGGACGUUCUGACUCUGAAAGGAAAGGAGAAGCAGACGGAGAGAGCCAUCCGGCAGUUCCUGACCUCCUCCAUCGAACGGGAGACGGUCAUGGCCAUGAAGCCAGGCAUGCUGAAGUACCUCCAGACCCACUGUCACCAGCUGCUGGCCGACAUGAACCAGGUGUCCAUUAUCCCCUCAGAGGCUGAGGAUGUUUGUGGGCUGAAGAUCCACGGUCCUGCGGUUGCUUGCCAAAUGGCAGAGGAAGUCCUGCAGGGGGUGGUCUCCUCCAUCUGCACCAGGUCCAUCACAGUGAACGCUCCAGGAGUGACCCGCUUCUUAGAGGAAAAGGAGUGCAGGAGCAUUCUGAAUGAGAUGGAAUCCAAGUUUGUGGUCUACAUAUGCCCUAAGUAUGUGCCCUGGAGCCACCUACCCCACCAGGAUAUCUUUGAAACUGCUUGGACGAUGAUGUCUCAGAAAAGUUUACCGAAGAUGUCUGUGGAUGCAAAGCAAACUGGUCUAAGGGACGAGGUGAAGGAGAGGGUUUCAUCCAUGGGUACUAAGAGGAGGAAGCCGGUGGAGCAUGCAGACCAGCUCUAUGACCUGGAAAACGUGGACCUGUACUCCGACCCCACCAGCCUAUCAGACCAGAACUCUGCCUCUCUCCUUGGGGCUCCUAAGCCCUUUGCAGAUCUGAAUGGAGCUGGUGGAGUUCUGGGACUCUCCAAAAAUCUGGGGGAGGAGGCGCAGUUGUCUCUUGCCAUCCAGUACUCUAUGGAAGCAGAGCAGCGGUCCACGAAAGAUGACGAGGCACAGCUUCAAAAAGCUUUGGAACUCUCCAAGACGAUGACUGAGAGGGGGGACUCCUCUGGUUCAAACAAACAGACCAAAGCAAACACCCCUAUACAAGAAGCAAUCCAGGCUGCCAACAGCGUCCAGCUGGAUGUGUUCGCAGGUUAUAACUGUGACCUUAUUCGGGUGGACAUUGCCUUCAAAAAGAAGGUUUCCCAACGACAGGUGGAGGAGAAGGUGGAGCACAGGGCUGUCGCCAACAUGUCUGACUACCAUAAGACCUGUUUGGAGAUGAUCAAGCGGAAGCACGGGGUUGCAAUUGAUGUUCAGGGAACCAGCAUUGUUGUUUCGGGGUUUAAGGACUACGUGGUGGGGGCCGUGUGGGACACAAAGCUGCUGCUGGAGAAACUCUCCAACUCUGUGUCUGAUAGAGAAAUCCUCAAAGCCGUCCAGUGGGUGCAGCACCACCCAGCUUCACCCGACCCCAUCCCUUACUCCGAUGAAGCCACAGUGUUCUUGGAGAAAGCCUGGAGGAUGAAGCUCAAAACGGUUGAUGUGCUGUUUGACCACCAGCCCCACAGCGUUAACUUCGACAAGAUGCAAGAAUACAGCAGAGCUUCAGGAGAGUCUGUGAAAAUAUCCAGGAAGUUGCUGGAAUUGGGAGAUUUGACCCAGGAUGUUCCAGAGGAGGAGCUCUCUCUACUGUCAAACCUGCCUGAUGCCACCAAAAUCACGGAGGAUUCAGAGGAGUUUCAGAAUGUGGUGAAGAACUUUUAUGCCACCAUCUACGAGCACCACAGCAAAAUCCGGAUCAUACAGGUUGAGCGGCUCAUGAAUCGUCUUCUGUACAAUCAGUACAAGCUGAAGAAGGCCAGCGUCCUGCAGCUGUCCACGCACCCCGUGGUGGAGCGGACUCUUUACCACGGCACAAGUGAGACCAGCGUGAAGGAGAUCUGUGUCCACGGCUUCAACAGGAGCUUCUGUGGAAAGAACGCAACCGUCUACGGCCAGGGCGUUUAUUUUGCGGUCAACUCCUCUCUGUCUGUUCAGGAUCAGUAUUCUCCCCCCAAUGCAGACCAGUACAAAUUCAUUUUUGUGUCCAAGGUACUGACUGGAGACUUCACCAAAGGCUGCCAUUCAAUGAAGACUGCGCCGCUGAAGGAAACCGGGGACAUUCCCCUCAGAUACGACAGCGUAACCGACGACAUCAACAAGCCCACAAUGUUCGUCAUCUUCAACGACACACAAGCUUUUCCAGAAUAUCUCAUAACAUGUCAGAGAAUCCAGCGCUGAGGAGCCAACCUGAAAACUGCACUUUUAUGUUGAUGUGAAUAAAAGGCUUCAUUUUA